UCCACUCAGGUGUGUGCAUGCCCAGUGCACCAAAGCCGGAGAAAUUCGCCUAGCAGUACCCGUAGGGGUAGUGUUUGUGCCCCUUGCCUCAUAGCCUGUCCCCUGGCUGUAUAAGGGCAGCGUCGCCUUGACCCGCCUCAGUUCCUUCUCACCACCCCCAGCAAGAGGUCGGAGCACUGUGGGCAUGGCCCUUUUAUCUCUAAGUUGUUGAGAACUUUGUGUUCAUAGUUAGUUGUUUAGUAGUUAGUACCUUAGGUGGGUUAGUUAGUUAGCUGGAAUGUCUUCACCAGGAUUUAAACGUUGCCCAUCAUGUGAGGGGCUAUUCCAAAUAGUGAUCCCCACACGCAGUGUUUAAUGUGCCUGGGAGAGGAACACAGUAAGGACAGAUGCUCCAUCUGUAAGUCCUUCAGGACAAGGAUGCAGUUAGCAAGGCACUUGAGAUGCGAGCAAGCCAUGAGGCCCCCGUCAGCACUGGAGAUGGUACCAGCUCCUCAGCUGUCGUGUGAGCCUCAUCGUACCGAUGUUCUGCGGCAGAACUUGGAGGCAGCCUCUAGGAGGGCUCCACCAAGGAAAAGGACCCAUAAAUCGGAACACAGCUGGCAGAGAGAGUCAUUCUCUGCAGGGAUCAAUGAUGGCUCCUUGGGUACCCGUGCAGGAGCUGGUCCUUCAACCCAUUCUCUCGUACCAAGGCAACAUUGAGAGGCUGUACAGUCAACUCCAGCACCAUGCGUGAGUCCAGAACUGCCGUCUUCAGCACCAACAAUGACCACGCCCGUGGCCUACUAGGCGACAUCAGACCUAUUAUGCCUCUCAGUCCCAGACCCUCCAAUCACCAAUGAACCGUCAGCAACAAUGACUUCAUCAGUGAUUAGGGCACUGACACCAUCCUUGGUACCACCUGUACGCCUGGGUACCCUGUCUAGGCUGGUGUCUGACCAGUUCUUCGGCGAUGACGACUUCGGUACAGACUGAGGCUUGAAGACGGGUGCCAACACCGGCCCUGGAGCCUCCUUGAGAGUCAGUACUGAGCGAGAACAUGUUGCCCUUGCAACCCAUAGGGCCCCUUAUUGACCUAGGGCCCGUGCAGGCAGCAUAUUGGGCCUUGCAUGAAGCUGGAUGGUGGCUGGCUGGCUCUGCUGGGAGUUGAUCCUCCAUUACCCCAAAUAACUUUGGGGUUCAUCAGGGCUGAAUUAGAAUUCUUCCUCACCCUCCCUUUUGUCCCCCAGAGGCCGGUUUACAGCUUGGUCCAGACACACAUCUGAUACUGACAUCAUGGGAUCAAUACCAAUCACACAUUAGGCGUAGGGGCUCUUGGCACGCUACUCAUUGGCCACCGAUGCCUUACCCAUAUCCACGAUGGCCUGGGAAUCUGUGGAACGCUCCUUCUUCCUUCAGAUUCCGAUCUUCCACCCACUCUCGGGCAACCUCUACGCUUUCAAUUCAACCUCCCAAGUCUCUCCUCCUCCCUGAACUGUUGACCCAACAUCACGGCCAGGUUGUUCAUCCAGCAGUAGGCAGUCUACCCCUUACCACGUGGGUGCUAGAUGAGGAAGAGAUGCAGUUAAAGAAGUUCUGCUUAGAGUAGGACAUCUGGGGGGGGCCACCUGUUUUUGUCUAAGUGGAAGCAGUUUUCGGUUUGGGGGAACCUCAGAGGGAGUUCAUCCUCUGUCAGCAUGGAUUCAGAACGUUCUGGACUAUUGGUUGCAGUUGAAAUCUUUGGGCCUGGCUCUUAGCUCUUCCAAAGUUCAUUUGGCUAUGAUUUCAGCUUUCUACCCUCCUCUUUGGGGAAAGUUGCUAAAUUCACAUCCUAUGGUAGGGAGGUUUCUGAAAGGCAUUGUCUGUCAUUUUCCACCAGUGAAGAAAAUGGUGCCAUUGUGGGACCUUAAUACAGUGCUCGUGCCACCAAUGAGUCUGUUUGAGUCAAUAGUUAACAUGCUCAUUGGCUCUCCACACCCAGGAGUUGGCCUUCCCGGUAGCUAUAACAUCCACUAGACUAGUCAGGGAAGCCUUCAUGGCAGCGGAUCCCCCAUACACCCACUUCUUCAAAGGCAAGGUAGCUUCAAGACCAUAGCCAAAAUUUCUGUCAAAAGCGAUCUCUCGGAUUCACCUUAAUGAGGUUAUUUACUUACCUGUAUUUUUUCCCAAACCACACUUGGGCAUAGAAGAACAACGCCUUCAGACCUUAGAUGCGGGAAGGUGCUCGGCAUUUUAUCUGGAAAGGACUAACCCCUUUCGUUCAUCACCUCUCCUCUUCGUAUCUUACACUGAGCGGAUGAAAGGACAAUCGGUCUCCGCUACGUAGAUAAGGACGUGUAUUGCCACAGCUUCUGGAGCAGCUCAGAUUACGCCCCCAAAGUCGUUACGGGCUCAUUCGACGAGCGCUCGAGCAACUUCAGUAGCGUUUCUUAGAGAUGUUUCCCCGAGUGGAUGGCCGCAGGGCUGCAACUGGCCCUCAGCGCACACCUUUGCGAGACACUGUGCUAUCACCACGGCUUCUCGGGCUGACGCACGCUUUGGAAAGGCAGUUCUGCAGUCUCUGUGUAAAUCGACUCCGAGCCCUGGGAAUACACGUCUGCAAGCACUCGAAGAGGAAAAGACUGUUACUCACCUGCGUUGGAGCUGUUCUUCGAGAUGUGGCUGCAGACACGUAUUCCACGGCCCACCCUGCACCCCCUCUGCAUCGGAGGCUCCAGCCUGGGGUUUGGUGCAAAGGAACAGAGGGGUCAUGGCAGCUCUGCCCUUCUAGAGCCGGGGAGGGGCGUGAGCACUGCCCAUGCGUGCUGCUCGGCGGAUUUCUCCAGCUUUGGUGCAUGAGCGUGGGAUACGUGCCUGCAGCCACACCUCGAAGAACAAGUUACCAGACAGGUAAGUAACCAUCUGCUAUUGUUGAUUUGUGCCAAAAGAGUUAAAAGAGCAGGACCACGUGUGGGGUAGAAUUUCUGCUGUCACUCGUAUGUGGCUUGCAGGAGUGGGGUGGCUACGUUCGUCUCUGCCCAUUCUGCUGGGGAGGAGCUGUGCAAAGCAGCCCUUGUAACACACGAGAGGAAGGAGUGUGGCAAAGUGCGGGUGGGAGCAGCAGCAGGAGCUGGGGAACCACUAUCAGCAGAAAGUCCCUUGCAGCGCCCGUCCUAAGCCAGGGUACAGGGCACGUUUGGGGCGUGCUGGCAGACCUGGCUGCAGCGCUGUGCCUAUGACAAGGCCAAGCCCAGCUGCCGGAGUUCAGUUCCCCUCCCCUCAAUAGCUGGCUGAGCAUGUGGGGGACACAGAGAGCAGGAUGGUGGCAGGGGAGGCAAAUGAGACCAUGCUGCCUUCUAUGCAAGGCUGGCUCUGGGAAUGCCCUGCGCUCCAUCCGCCAGCGGGCAGAACAGGACAGCUUGGUGACGCAGGCCUCCCACCUAGGCCAGUGGUUCACACCUGGGCAGGAGCAGCUGAACAUCUCACCGGCCACCAUGGAGUAAGUCAGGGGAAGAGGGGGGUCUUGUCCCGGCUGCAUCUGCCACUGUGAUGAGCCUCCGCGCAGGCAGAGAUGCCAAGCCUGGAACGGAGCCCGAGCUCCCUCCAGGGGGCCUCUCCAGUUUAUGAAUGCAGCGCUCAGUUCCCUCUCUGGUGGCACUGAACCAUCAAAGAGCAAAUGGGUGAAAGCAGGAGCAGGGCAGAGCAGAUCAAGGGGGGAUGGGUGUGCGUAUGCAGUUUUCCCCAUGAGUGCAGUUCCCUGGCAGUGCAGACAGCUCCCUGAUCAGCAAGAGGGGGCAGGGGCUGAAUGCAGUGGGGCCCAGGGGGCAGGAGCGGCUGGUCACCUUCAUCCCCCACCUGGGUCAACCGGACAGGCAGGCAAGCCGGUGUCACUGGGGUGGGUAGCUCUCCAGUCUGCGAGGCUGGGAGCUCUUUGCUGGACAGAUGUUAACCCAUGCAGCCCCUGGCGGGUGGGAUGGGGACAUCUCCAGGUUGCACGGGGGAAACUGAGGCACAGAGCAGGGUUGGGGCCCUGCCCCAGGCUGUGGAGUGGGUGUCAGGGCUGCGGGGGGAAACCAGGGUUUUCUGCCUGGGAGGCUUUAUGGAGAAGGGGGCCCCACCCUCCUUUUUUACUGCACUGUGACCGCAUGUGACUGCCCUGCUGGGAGGGGUGUGCCAGGUGCAUUGGCUCCUCCCCAGGCUCUUCUCCAACGCACCAGGAAGCAGUUGGCAAGCUCCCUUGUGGGCACAGCAAGAUCCUGGCCAAGGUAGAGGAACCCCCUCUUAGCUUUGCCGAACCUCCCCCUGCCCUGCUCAGUCAGCUGCCCCAGCCCUCCCCCCGCCCCCCUGUGAUGCAGAAAGCAAACACUCUGGCUGGGGGGUACCAGCCUCUGCUGGAGCCCCGAGGGGGCCCCAUUACAUCCCAGCUCAGAGUCCCUGUAUCAGAGAGCUGCGCCAGGCGAGGCCUGCUGGACCCUCUCCCCUGGCACUCCCCGCUUGGAGGACAGAGCAGCCCAGGCCCCGCUCGUCCCUGCUCCCAUAGUGACUGCGUGAGGGCACGCCUGGGGCGACGGGGAGCUGAACAGGGGGCUCUCUCCCCAGCAGUCAGUGCUGGCCCCAGUGCUCCAGAGCAGGGCUAGGGGCCGGAGUCGCUGGAGGUGCCGAAUUUCACACCACGCCCUCUCAGGGAGCUAACGAUGCCUUCCCAAGGGGCAGAGGGCCCAGGGACUGAGUCUCUCCAGGGUCGGGCUGCGGUGUGCUGGGAAGGUUCCUGCCCUGGGGAGAGCUAGAGGCAUUCACUGUCUGUGGGGUGGGCCCCCUGGGGCUGGAGCUGGCAGUGAGGGGGGUGUGGGGUUCCCCCAGCAUACAGCAGCCUGGGCCCCAGCUGGGGAAACAUGCUCCAUUCCCUGCUUUCUCCUUCCCUCCGGCUGCAGCCCUGCUAGGUCUGCCUGCCCGUGGCCCAGCGGGACGGGUCCUGCCGGGGAAUGGAGCCCCUGGGCCAGGCCUGGGCACUUAUCACCCACGGCUGCUGGGGGACUUUGGGGUGGGGAAGACCACCCUGUUCCACCGCGUCCGGGCAGGGCGCUUCCUGCAGGGGGCCCCCGCCCCCGCCGAGCACCUGGCCAUCUGCGAGAGGACCAUGCAGCUCAGCCUCCCCCAAGCCCCCCGCCUGGCCCAGGUAUGUGGCUGUGGGCCUGUCCCUCCCCCUCCCCCCAGGUCCGGGUGUGUCUGGGCCACACCAGCGAAACUCCUUGCAGCAGCACCAUGGUAGCCGCCGGGCCCUGCCACGGGCACCCAGACUGUCCCGCUCUGGGGAGCGACGCCACAAAGGGGUUAAUCAGCUGUCGGGAGUUGCUAGGCGACAGCAUCCCACCCCCAGGUAGUGGCUCAGGGCUGGGCUUGUGUUGGCUGGGAGCCUUGGUGGUCCCCACUGGUGGGAGGGCUGGGCUGGCAGAGGGCCUGGAGUUGGUAUCCUGGUAUCCUGCCGGCGUCCUGAGGGAGAUGAAACCAGCCGGCUGGGCAGUGCUGUCUGUGGCAUGUCCCUGGCACGCCCACAAGCCAGGCGGUUUAGGCCCUGCAGCCCGAGACCUUUACCAUCUAACCCAGCCGGCUUACAGACUCCAGCCACAGCGUUUGUCUAGCCAAGCUCAUGUGGCAGUGAGUUCCACAGGUUGCCAGUGCCUUGCUCUCUGCUGUGUGCAGAUCUCCCUGUGGGACACGGCCGGUGAGGAAAGGUUCCUCUCCCUGAGCAGCUGCUACUACCGGGGCACAGACGCUGUGCUGCUGGUGUACAGCGUCCAGAGCCAGCUCUCCUUCGACAGCCUCCCGCACUGGGUGUGCAUGGCCCGGCAGCACUGCCCAGAAGCCCCCAUCUUCCUGCUGGGGAACAAGACUGACCUGGAGCCGUGCCUGCCGGAGGACAAGGCUGAGAAGUUUUCUGUGGAGCACAGAAUAGCUGGCAGGUUUAACGUGUCUGCCAAGACAGGGGAGAACGUGGACAGGUGCGUGCAGGACGUGGUGCGGCUGCUCGUCCUCGAGAGCGACGCAGGGUGCAGCAGGCUCACGGUGCCGCUGCAGGAGGCCGGCUCCUCCAGCCCGUGCGCGUGCUGAGAGCCCUGGGGAUGCCUGGCAACACCGCGCUCCGCGUCAGGAAGCUGCUGGGGUCCCGGCCUGAGCCCCGAAAGCCACUGUGUCACCACCAGCCACUGCUCCUGCCGGGCGUGGAGCCACCCCUGGAGAGACCCUCCUGCCCUGUUCCCGGAACGUGCUGCCGGAUAAUCCCUGCUGUGGGGGGUGAGCAGCCUCGUGCCAUCCAGGCAUCUUUGUCCCCUGGAAGGGGAGGCUGGACCCCAGGGGCUGGGGCUGAGCCCCACGUCUGUCCCCGCGUCUGCGGUUUGUCCUCUCGCUGCUCACCAGCCUGUAGGGGAGGAGAGCCUCCCACAGGCCCAGCACAUGGGCUGCGCCUGGUCGCUGGGAGACCCACGCGCACACACUAGGCCCAGCAGGAGGCCGUGUCAGCGGUUAUGGGGGCUCUUCCGCCCUCUGGGCCGGCAGCGAAUCAAUGCCCCCACCCAGUGCUGGAGGGCGCUCUGCGUCCUGUUUGAGAGAGGGUGUGAAAAGCAGCCCCUGCUCCCUAGUGCUCAUUGCAAAUCCCAUUGUUCUCCAUGCUGGGUGGUGGGGUAACCUACUGUCCUGUGCCCAGGCCAGAUGCCAUGUCAAGCACCUGGGCUGGGCUGGGCUCUGGGAGAAGCGAACAAGGAGAAGGGGGCUGCAUAGCAGGUGACUUCUUUGCAUCAGCCUUCACUGGGGCAGGGGGUGGUGGGAACCGGUCCCAGACUCGCUCUUGUCAGGCGCUGCAGAGAAGGGAGGAGGGAUUGAGGUGACAGGGGGGUUGCUGGAACAAGCUGCCAAGGCGCUGGCAGUCCCCAGCACCAGGUGGGAUAAGCCACCAGUAGUACUGUGUGAUCCACACCAGAGGGCGUGGUCCCUGGGACCUCUGGUUGCACCUGCCGUAAGAAAGGUGUUGCCCAUGAUCCGGGGAGUCAGCGCGAGUCUCAUCGCAAAGCUCGGGAAACUAUCUGAAAUGCUCCAUCGGGUAAAAUCUUGGCCCCAUGGAAGUCAAUGGCAUGUUCCUGUUGGCUUCCCUGGAACUAGGAGUUCACCCAUAGAUCUUCAAGGCUAGAAGGGAGCCUGAGCCUGACCUCCUCAGCAGGCCAGACUGGAUCUCCCCCAGCUCCGCCUGUUCUGAGCCCAGCUGCUUGUGUCUGGCUGAGGCAGCUCCUCCAGAAAAGCAUCCCAUGUUGAUGUGAAGAUGGCAGAGAUGGACAAUCCACCACUUGGUGUCUGUUUGUUGCAAUGGUUAACUGCCCUGCCUGUUAAAAAUGUGUCAUCUUUCUAACUUCCAUUUGUCUGGCUUUAACUUCCAGCCCCGGUCUCUUGUUCUGUCUUUCUUUGCUAAAUCAGAGAUUCCGCUUAGGGCUGGUAGCUUCUCCCUGUAUUGAUCCCUCUCUACGGUACUGAGUGCCACCCAUCUUGCACUGUCUCGAGUCAUCGCUGUAGCUCUCUCCUGCACCCUCACCAAGUUUCAACUUCCUUUGUAAAACGUAGGCCCCGUGUUCCAGUCUUAGCACGAUCAACAAAAAGCCAGGGACGAGCCUGCCCGGGCUCUGCAAGGGAAAGUCACGCCUCUCCGAUCUGCUGGCAUUCUUUGAGCAUGUCAGCACAUGGCGGAGAAAGGAGACCCAGGUGAUACUUGGUCACCUAACCCUGCUGGUUCCCAAGCAGCCCUUCUGCUGGUGGAGAAACACUGGGCUGGAGGCUGUGUUUCCUAGCCGCUCUGUGUUCUUGGGGAACCAGGCGCAGCACCCAGCCUGUCUGACUCACGAAAGACAUUCCUCCACCCCCCAGCCUCUGCUUGAACCAAAGCUGCAUCAGAAGAAAGACUUACAAAAAGCAAUGAAAAGGCCGUGGGAGACCCACCUAAACCCCUGGGAGAAGGGUGACAGGAUUAAGGAAACUCCCGUAGGCUCAUUUGCAUCAAAGAUGGGACAGGGAGGCAUCUCCAUUAGCAUACAGACUGGAGAACAGAGACUCUGAGGCAAGAACCGCAGGGAACUCUGGGACCAGAAAAGCAGGGCAGCACUGCAUGAUGGGGGAUCUCUGCUCCAGAUGUUAACAAACCCACGCCUGCACACACCCAGCUCAGCAGUUAUCAGACCAAUUCUAGUAAUAAAUCCUUGAUUGGUAUCCAAAAUACUGAAGCUGCCUAACUGCAUUGGGAGCUCCCUCGAAGGAACACUGCCCAUAGCCAGGGAUGAUCAGCUCCCCUGAUCUAGCCUGAACAAAACAACCUCCCUUGUUUACACGGCAACAAAUCUAGUGUUCUCCCUUGAACCAUUGUCGUUUCUCUACAAAAACCGCUGUCCACGCUCAAGUAAGUGCUCUGAUGCCUGGAUCCACAAUCUGCGUCAGUCCCACUGGGACUUCAUCUUCUCCUGACUGAUCAUGCUGGGGGCUGUGCCUGUCUCCAGCUCUCUGGACCCUCAGCUACCACCAUCACCUGGGACCGCCUGAUCGAGUCCAGCUUCACGGAGUGGCAAGAACCCAGCUCGCUCUAGGUGCAGCCCCCUGACCCUGACUGGUGGGGUCAGUUAGAGGUUUCUAAACCUGACUUUUACAAUUGUGUUUGUUAGAUUUAAUAGUAUCCCUGUUUUGUUUGUGUGGCUCCCCAUGGUUAUUA
This is a messenger RNA of Caretta caretta (loggerhead turtle), 8692 nucleotides long. The record is from RefSeq and is a predicted model, not a curated record. Lineage: Eukaryota; Metazoa; Chordata; Testudines; Cheloniidae.